This is a messenger RNA of Xiphophorus maculatus (southern platyfish), 1257 nucleotides long. RefSeq names its product sorting nexin-24-like (gene snx22). The transcript has 7 exons. The coding region runs from base 135 to 707 and encodes 190 amino acids. Gene Ontology annotation, molecular function: phosphatidylinositol phosphate binding. NCBI's taxonomy places the organism in Eukaryota, Metazoa, Chordata, Actinopteri, Cyprinodontiformes, Poeciliidae. The record is from RefSeq and is a predicted model, not a curated record.
CUACCGGAACAGAGACACUUUCCUCCGCCUAACCUGAGUUGACACACGCGGGUGUGGGGGGGGAGCUGCUGGUUCUUCGCCUGAAGUUUUUCCAGCCACGGAAAAAGUCGAAAGGAGACGGAAAGUCGAAGCGGAUGGUGCUGGAGGAACUUUCCCACAUGAUUGAGGUGUCGAUACCGUCGCUGGAGAGGGAGGUGGACGAGUCCGGCAAGUCGAAGAAGCUUUUCAGAGUUGAAGUCUUGUUUAACGAAAGGAAACAUUAUGUACUCAGAAGAAACAGUGAAUUCCAGACGCUCCACAGGAAGCUUAAGAAGAUCAUCCAGACUCCGGAUUUUCCGAGCAAAAGGAACCCCCAUCUGAGGACCAAACCUCUGGAGCAGAGGCGGCAGGAGCUGGAAGAUUACAUCCAGGAAAUUAUCUAUCAAAACGAAGAAGUGCCUCAGGUGCUGCUGGACUUCCUCCACGUGAAGCACUUCCACACGGGGAACAAGAUCAGCAGCGUCGAGUCACUGGAUGAACUGGACAGUCAGGAAUACAAUUACCAUUUACCACAUCAACGGGUUCUGGGCUUCUUCCAGGAUCCUUAUCUGCCAGGCAGCUCCUCAGGCCUCCCGGACAUCGUGGUGGACGGAGUUCUGCAGGGUUUCUACCCCCGGGACGUCCGGGUCAGCUUCAGCGCCUCCAUUCUCCCUGACCACGACGCCUGACAGGCAGCACGGUCCAAAGACCCAAAACGGGCAGAAAUAUGGCUACGUUUCAGCGAAUUGCAGCAUCGUCGAACGGUUCAUUUGACUCAGGAGAAGAAGUUCAUGAGACAUUUCAAGCUCAUUUUGGUCAUUGUGACUUGAAUCAGAUUCAGUUUCUCUGAAAACCUGAAUAAUAUGCACACAAAAGCUUAAAUCAACUUGGGUCUUCUUCCAGACACUGAGCUUGAUUUUUGAAAAUGAGAGGCUUUUUCUAGAAGAUUUUUGUUUCUUACUUUUGUUGGAUUGGCUAAUAUAUGGCAAAAUGCAACAGCUCUUUUCACACAAACUGCAUCAACGAAUCAAAACAAAGCAACAAAUGAGCUAGGCGCUGUCAAUAUUCCAUUUCACCUUUUUUUUCCCCCUUCCACUGAACUUUCCAUCAAUAUGUUUUGACACAGCACUCUUCUUAAUAAAGGAUUUUAACGACUGUCUGCUGGACAACUGUCAAGCUGGGAGUCUUCACUGUGAUCGAGAGGCCAUGAUGUAAACACAAUGUCAGUUUUGCUUAGUU